AGACCAAGAUUGGGUAACAGUCCAUCAGAAGUGCUGCUGAAAGCUCUAGCAGAUGUCAUCUCAACACUGUUCAGUCUCUUUUGCUUCACCAAACAGAAUGUCUCUCAUUUACGCACAUCAUGUCAGGAGAUCCUGAUAUGGUUCCUGUCUCACUCAGAGCACUCGGUUGCUCUUUCGCAGCUGAAACAUCUGUGUGGACUGCUGGGAGAAGUGAGUGGAGUCAGACAUGGCUUUCAGUUCUCACCUGGCAGUGAAGGAGGGGCCAUACUUACAGUCAGAGAGCUUAUCAGUGAUGAAGAUGACGCUCUGUAUGAGAAGGUCUCAGGUGAGCAGUGGAGAGUGCAGUGUCUGGUACAGUUAUUGGGAGAGAUGAAGGACAGUGACCUGCCUGGAGAGUUUUUUCUACUGCUGCUGCAGGAUUUAACGGCUGUGGCUGCUGAGCAGGAGGAGGUUGAGCAGGAAGUGGACACCUCAUCUAUGACCCUGCUGGAGUUAGAGCAGCACCUGCUGGGGCGUGUGAGUGGACAUGGACAGAGACUGGCUCUGCUGCAGGUGUUGGCCAUCAUGUGUGACGGUCUUCCAUACACACAGCUGCUCCGCAAGCCCACUCAGGUGGUUGGGUUUAUAGUAUCCAUGCUGCAGAGGGCAUGUGUUAGUCUGGAGCGUGGCACUGACAGCCCAGUGGAGAGUCAGACUCUCCGUAUGGGAAUGGGGCUUGUGGCCACUCUACUUUCUGGAGCUACUGAGCUCACUGCAGAUGAUUAUUCAUCAAUGGGUGAACUGUUGCCCCACCUUGAGCAGAUUUCCCAGCAGCACCCAAAGCCCUUCAUCCAGGAGCUGGCGUCUGAUCUGAGAGCCACUAUUGUCACACAUGGGGCUUAUCACCCUAAAACUGUCCUCAAAACAGCCACCCAGCACAGUACUGCCCAAAGUCCUGCUCAACCUGCGGGCCACAGUUCAAACUCCCUCCCAGCUUGUACACAGUCAUCUAGAUUUCCUUCCAGACAACAGGACCACUCAAAACCAAUCUCACAUCCCAAACAUACAACAGACUCUGGUGCAACACCUAAAGUUAAUGACAUUCAGACAACUGGAGGAAUACCCAAUUAUGGUAUUUCUGAACCCUCAUCCAGUAAAGCUUUCUCUGAGUGCCUGUUGGAGGCCUGUGACCUGGAUGUGCCCACUCGAGCUGUCGCUCUGCGUUCACUGACCCGCUCUGUUAGAGAUGGAGACAAAGAGGCAUUGCAGAACAAGGACAAACUACUAACACUCUUUCUGGAAAACCUGGAACAUGAAGACUCCUUUGUGUAUCUGUCUGCCAUUCAAGGGUUGGCGGUGUUGGUUGACACUUUUCCUGAACAGAUUCUGCAGAGACUGCUGGGAGAGUAUCAGACCGGGGCGACUGUCAGUUCCCCCGAAAGGGAGCGCGCCCUAGAGACACGCCUCAAAUUGGGCGAGGUUUUAAUGAGAGCCAGCAGGGCCAUGGGUGAUCUUGCUCCACACUAUGGCCGCCCUCUUAUUGGUGUGUUCCUGAGCGGCACACGAGACGAGGACAGUAGUGUGCGUGCCAGCAGCCUCUCUAAUUUGGGUGAACUCUGUCAACGUCUCAACUUUUCCCUCGGACCACUGGCACAAGAGCUGAGCACGUGUCUCACCGCCCUGAUAAAGACGGACAAAGAAGCAGAGGUUCGAAGAGCUGUGGUCCACGUCAUUGCUCUUGUUCUUAGGGGCCUUAGUGAUAAAACCACUCAGGUUCUUGGGGAUGUUUUAUUGGAGCUGUAUCGGGCUCUGAAGUGGGUGGUGCGGUCGGAUCCAGAUGAGGUGGCCGUACUCCACGCUCAACUUGCUCUGGAGGAGCUGGAUGAUGUCAUGAGGAGGUUCAUCUUCCCUCAGCAGAAACUGGAGAAAAGGAUUGUGGUACUUCCUUGAAAGUGCUCCAGGACUUACAUAGCCUUGCUAUAGACAGAGGAUUUUGUCUUAGAUUUCCACCAUCCAUUAAAUUUAUACUUGUAGUAAUUGAAAGAUUUAUUCAUUUCAGGGUUUUUCUUUCUUAUAAUCAUUUUUCACAGCUAUAUUUUCAUUCUCAAGCCAAAAAACCUGUCUUAGCAUUGAUAAACUAGCAUUGUGGCUUUUGUUAUCUUGUACAUUGAGGUUAGAGGGCACCACAAGCUAUACAUCUGUGUAAAGAGCUCUGCGGUAGCUGGUUUCCUCUCUAUUCUGCACUGGUGAUAAAAUGCCUGUUUGCUUUUUAUCGAAUGUUUGUGGAACAUAUAAAGAUGGCUAGGUCGUGACAUCAUUGUAAGAUACGACAGGGCAAUUAGUCAUUCUCUUAAAUUUUCCCCCUGUGCACAAUACUGAAACUUUCCAUUCAUGUUAACCGUCUCUAUGGCUGCCUGACCUCUUGGGUCUGCACCAAAGCAGAGCUGGUUAAAUACCAUGUAAAUACCAAUUUUAGCAUUUAUGCUAACUCAAAAUGUUAGUUUGGUAAUGAGGUGCCUCUGGAAUAAAAUAA
Sinocyclocheilus anshuiensis is the source of this 2512-nucleotide messenger RNA. Its product is annotated as transport and Golgi organization protein 6 homolog. The transcript is spliced from 11 exons. Gene Ontology annotation, biological process: protein secretion. Lineage: Eukaryota; Metazoa; Chordata; Actinopteri; Cypriniformes; Cyprinidae. The annotation marks the transcript as partial. The record is from RefSeq and is a predicted model, not a curated record.